Molecule: messenger RNA, 2232 nt
Organism: Thyridium curvatum
Lineage: Eukaryota; Fungi; Ascomycota; Sordariomycetes; Thyridiales; Thyridiaceae
Exons: 7
Coding region: 1-2232 (743 amino acids)
Source: RefSeq, a predicted model, not a curated record
AUGAAACGGCUCUUGACUACGCUUGCUGUUCUCACGGCCGUGGGAUGCAAUGGUGCUCGCUGCGAUAGCCAUGGCAUGGUCCAGGGAUUCGACGAUAUUGAACCCUCAGCCAACCUCACCUGGACACCAUGCUUCGACGGAUUCGGUUGUUCGAAGCUCGAAGUGCCUCUGGACUACUCAAACACCAGCAUUGGCACAACCUCAAUCGCCUUCAUCAAACUCGCCGGCAAGAACGCCACGGCUGAGUCCCCAAACCUCGUGAUUCUACCUGGCGGGCCGGGAGGUUCCGGCAUCGCACAACUUCUCGAAUACGCAGCUUUUGCAGGGAAGAUGUUUGGCGACCAGUACAACAUUGUUUCCUUUGACCCUCGCGGCGUGAACAACAGCGGCCCGGGGCUUGACUGCUUCUCGGGCAACCAGGAGGCAAGGUCUGCCUUUUUCGCACUGCAUAGAACCGGCGCUACCAACAUAUCGUCCACGUCCUUCGAGCAGCAGUACUACUCGGCCUCUAUUUACGGAGAGUGGUGUAACGACGCUGUCGCGAACGGUUCAUCUCAUGGGUAUUAUGUGACCACUCCGGCAGUCGCCCAUGACUUGAUCACGUUCAUCGAAGCCGAUGCCCUGUCCGUCGGCCGAGCACCCGCAGAGGCCAAGUUGUGGGCCUAUGGCAUCAGCUACGGCACUGUCGUCGGCACCACCUUUGCUUCCAUGUUCCCCGACCGAAUCGGGAGAAUGGUCCUCGACGGCGUUAUUAAUGCAGACCAAUACUACGACAAUGACUGGCGGGACAAUGUCGACAAGAUGGACGCAGCCAUGGAGAGCUUCUCCACCUCCUGUCACUCCGCCGGUCCUACAAACUGCUCCUUCUGGGGACCCACGCCGGCCAACAUCACGGACAGACUCAACGGACUGAUUGAACAACUUCUGGACCACCCGGUCCCGAUAAGCGGAGUCCCAGGCCGGACUCUGCCGACGAUGGUCACCUACUCCGACCUGAAGGCCUCUUUUAUCAAUGCUAUCUACGAGCCGCUCGCAGGCUUCCCGCUCAUGGCCGAAAUGCUCCAUCAGCUUGAGCAGGGCAACGUGUCUGCUCUCGCAGGCAGGUUCGACUCGCUGCGCGACGCAUCCGACGCGCGUCUCGUCAUCCAAUGCGUCGAUCCGUCCCGGAGAAACAAGCUUACCACCAUCGAGGAAUUCAGGGACUACGCCGAGUACACCGUCUCCAAGAGCAAGUACAUCGGUGACAUCUACCCCAUUUACGUGGAGCAGAUUCUGUGCAGAUCAUUCCAGCCGCAUUUGCCCGAUAGUAUGUUUAUGCAAGCUGACCCUCGUCGUGGUUAUGCAGAGUCAGUGCUUGGGGCAAACAAGCCGACAUCCUUCCCGAUCCUGUUUGCGAGCAACACCAUCGACCCCAUUACGCCCUUGAUAUCUGCGCAGAAAAUGUCCUCUGGGUUCCAAGGGUCGGUUAUUCUAAAGCAAGAAGCUGUCGGCCACACAGUCAUCAACCAGCCGGGAUCAGACUGUUACUUCGCGCAUGUCCAGGCAUACCUGCAGGGCGUAGUUCCGCCGCCCAACACCACAUGCCCUCAGCAAUCCAUGAUCAAUGCCACCUAUCUCCGCGUCAUCAUGGUCGGUGUACGGAACUGCGGAGUCGCCAUCUGUCCACCGCUCUUCCUCACCAGUCACCGUCCCCUGGUCUCCCUUGGCCCCAACAUCAACAUCACCAAGCGAGCUUUGCUCCAUCCACCCAGCAGCCCUCCUACUCACCCGAUACCUCAGCCACGCAAGGCCCGCCGCCACAGAUACCAUCAAUCAGCUACCCCAAACAAUGGCCAAGAACAACCCGGCUCUCCGAGGAGCCAUCGUCACCCCCUCAGGAAGAUACUCGUUCACACUCCCGGACGUACCCGCUCCCCCCCCCGGGUCCUGGACGUGCGCUGGGCAGGCCGGGCACUCCCACGCGAAGGCGUUGGGGAGGGCGUGCAGCGUGAACAUGAACUCCAUGCUGUGCGGGGCGGAGGUGGUCAUGAUGCCGUCGUACUGUCGUGGGCGUUUUUGCCGUCAGUACUCACGAUGUCGUCUCCCAUGCCUGGGCGAAUGGGGAAAAAAAGGAAGAAAGAAACCCAUACCGAGACCAUGGAGAGCUGCGGCAGACUCAGCUCCAGCGUUCCAGGCCUCUUGAUCGAAGGCACGAGGAACGUCCCCGCGCGAGGAGGAGCAGCAGUGUCGUGA